Messenger RNA from Caretta caretta (loggerhead turtle), 5090 nucleotides. The record is from RefSeq and is a predicted model, not a curated record. Lineage: Eukaryota; Metazoa; Chordata; Testudines; Cheloniidae.
UGGGGCCGCUGAACUCCCCCCCGGCCCGCAGAGGGGAAACUGAGGCACGGAGCCACGUGGCCGGGUGGGGCGAGAACCCAGGAGUCCUGGCGGCGGCGCCACGGAGUCCCCCGGGCGGCCAGCAGCAUGCGUCUGGCCGGACCAUGGGCUCCACGCGGGUGACGGCGAAGGAGCUGUGCGAGAAUGACGACCUGGCCACCAGCUUGGUGCUCGACUCCUACCUGGGCUUCAAGACCCACAAGAUGAACGUCAGCCCGCUCCCCGCCAUCCGGAGGCAGCACCACCUGCGAGAGGCGGUGGAGGCGUUUCGCCGGCGCCGGGACCUGGACGCCGCCUACCGCGCCCUCAUGCUGGGCGAAUGGGCCGGCCCGUACUUCAAGAGCCGCAGCCGCCAGCAGGAGACGGCGCUAAAAACCCACAUAUUCCGCUACCUCCGCAUCUUUCUCCCGGAGAGCGGCUUCGUGAUCUUGCCGUGCAGCCGCUACUCCCUGGAGACCAACGGGGCCCAGGUGGUGUCCACAAAGUCAUGGAGGAAGAACGACAAGCUGGAGCUGCUCGUGGGCUGCAUCGCGGAGCUGACGGAGCCGGACGAGAGCCUGCUGCGGGCCGGGGAGAACGACUUCAGCAUCAUGUACUCCACGCGCAAGCAAUGCGCCCAGCUCUGGCUGGGCCCCGCCGCCUUCAUCAACCACGACUGCAGGCCGAACUGCAAGUUUGUCCCAACGGAGGGGAACACGGCCUGCGUCAAGGUACUCAGGGACAUUGAGCCGGAGGACGAGAUCACCUGCUUCUAUGGCGACGGCUUCUUCGGGGAGAACAACGAGCUGUGCGAAUGCCGCACCUGUGAGAGGAAGGGGGAAGGUGCCUUCCGGCUGCGGAAGAAGGACCCCUCGCAAUCUACCUCAGCCCAGAAGAAAUACCUGCUCCGGGAGACGGACGGGCGGCUGCAGCGCUGGAAGGGGCGGGGCUCCAAGCAGGCGCAGCCCCAGAGCAUGCGGCGGCGGCGUAGGGCCCGGCGCAGGAGGGAGCAUGGCUGCGCUUCCCAGCGCCGAGCCCCGUGCCGCGGACCGGCCUCCUCUCUCGCGGCUCUGGGCGCCAGCCCGGUGAAGGACCUGCGGAUCUCCCUGCACGACUGCGUGGCCUGCCAGGCCACGGGGGGAGCCGGCUGCCGGCUGCGGAAGCCGCUCUGGGUCACCCUGCCAUGGUGGGGCCCCAGGGCCCGGCAGCCUGGCCCUGCACCAGCCGGCACCAUCGUCCUCCGUCGCUCCCUGCGCAGAUGCUGCCGGGCGCAGCGGGACGACAGCUGCUGCACGGCCGCCGGCCUGGGUGUCCCGCGGCCCACGCCACCUGGCCCGACCCACGCGGAGCUGGGGGGCAGGCUGCCCAGGGGGCUGGCCGGGCAGGGCUCUGGGGCGGCAUCCCCCCUGGCUUGGGAGCUGCACGGGUUCAGAACUGCUGGCAGGAGCUGCCCCAGACGGGGCUUGGAGGAGACUCGCCCAUGCACAAGGCCCUCUGGUGGAGUUCUGCAGCUCCGGGCCGGGGUCACUGGGCCCCCUAGUGGAGCCCUGAAGCUGUGCGCUAGGGACACACAGCUCCGCCCCGGGGACUCGGGGCCCCCUGGUGGAGCUCUGGAGCUCUGCCCCGGGGACUCGGGGCCCCCUGGUGGAGCUCUGGAGCUCUGCCCCGGGGACUCGGGGCCCCCUGGUGGAGCUCUGGAGCUCUGUCCCGGGGACUCGGGGCCCCCUGGUGGAGCUCUGGAGCUCUGCCCCGGGGACUCGGGGCCCCCUGGUGGAGCUCUGGAGCUCUGCCCCGGGGACUCGGGGCCCCCUGGUGGAGCUCUGGAGCUCUGCCCCGGGGACUCGGGGCCCCCUGGUGGAGCUCUGGAGCUCUGCCCCGGGGACUCGGGGCCCCCUGGUGGAGCUCUGGAGCUCUGCCCCGGGGACUCGGGGCCCCCUUCUGGGGACACGCGGCUCCGUGCCGGGGACUCGGGGGCCCCCGAUGGAGCCCUGGAGCACCGCACCAGGGACACCCAGCUUUGCCCCCCUGCUCCUCAGCCCCCCAGCCAGCUGGUCUGUCUGACCAGGAGUAUGGCCCGGCAGCAGGCCAAGGCCAUGCCUCCUGCCAGGCCCCACCCCCCCCAGCCCGAGCCGCCGGCGGCCGGCCAGCAAGGCCCCCCCGGGCAGAGACGACCCCAAGCUCUCCCUCUACGCCCAUGUCCGCCUGGAGACAGUGAGGCCGCGCUGGCCGGAGCAGGAGGAGCCCAAACGGACAGUGACCUUUCACCCCUUCACCCCCCCGAAACGCCUGCGGCUGGUGGUGAGCCACGGCUCGAUCGACCUCGACGUGGCCUCCAGCGAGGAGUUGGCCUGAGGCUCAGGGACCGGGAGGGGCCCAGCUCCCUCCUCACCUGGCUGACCCACCCCCCUCCCCCCAGCCCAGGAGCCGGAGCCCCUCCUGGAGCAAGAGGCUCUAGCCCAGCGGGGGUCUGGGUCUCUGAAGCACAUGCCCCCCUCCCCCCAGGGAUUGCACUGAGCCACCCCCCUACCCCAUUGGACAGAGCUUUUCCGGACCCCCUCCCACGCCAGGGUGCCUGGGGUGCUGGUGGUUUGUUGGUGACUUCUGGCGUCUGGUUCAAGCGGGACCCUUUGGGGUUGUUUAUAGUCAGUUUGGCAGGAGGCCCCAGCCCCGAUGAGGGGAGUGGGUGCAAACAGGCUGCUGGGACAUGGGGCCUUUCCCCUCUCGGGGGCCCUGGCCCGGAUCCGGCCCCCAUGCGGGGACUGGCUGGCUCAGGGGCAGGGAAUGGGGCAUGGGGCCUUUCCCCUCUAGGGGGUGCCUGCCCCAGAGUGGGGACUGGCUGGCUCGGGGGACAGGCAAUGGGGCCUUUGAGGGGGCGCCGGCUUUGAUCCCACCCCAGAGUGGGAACUGUCUGGAAAGCGGGGUGCUGGGCAUCAGGAUGGAGGGCACUGGUCCCCCCCACCCGUCUGCUCCCCAGAUUGUGGGCACAUGUCUGCCCUGUCCUGCCACCGGCCGUGUACAACACCCAGCCCUUGGCUAAGGCUUUCAGUGGGGCCUGGGCCAGAUACCCCGGCGGGGGGCACUAGCCCACCGCCUGGCAUCCUGCACAGGGAGAUGCCCGGCAGCCGGUUAUGAAACCAGCCUGGGUAGCAGCUCGUGCCAACUCAGCCUUGCACCCUACAGCUGGGGGGGCUGCACAUGGGGCCCCUGUCUCCCCGGCAUCCUUAACCCUUUGCAGGCCAGCCCCCUGGUGGGGGCCCAGAGGGGCGUUCAGAUGCUGCCCUGGCCCAGGACGCCUGGGUUCCCACCUGGGCCAAACAGGCUGUACAGGAUGGUGAGUUCGUUAGUCAUUAGGGGCUCGGGUUGAUCCCCCAGUUCUCACCUCAGAGACAUCCCUUGCGUUUAGAUUGGAAGGGCCAGAUUUCCCCCACCCCCGGUGUCGGUGGGCUGUAGCUCCAUUGGACUCAUGGGGGCCAGCCACCCAGCAGGGCCUACGGCUGACCCCCAAGGGAGCAAAGGCUGAUUAACCCCAGUGGGGGCUGUGGCUGUCCCUCCCCCCCCCCCAAUCUCUGGUGCUAGUUCGGUGUGUUUUCUCCCUCAGAUCCCCAGCUGCUGGAGUCAGGGGGUGAGGGGAGAAUUGUGGUGUUUGAUUAAAAAAAAAAAAAAAAAACUUUCCUAGGUGGGGUGGGGGGGAAGCCCCCCAGAAAAAGGGGCCUGGCCUGACUACAUUGAAAGCUCCUGGGAGUUUUUGUGAUCACAUCAAUUUUGGUCCCUGAGGCCCAGCUGGUGGAUUUUGAUCCCUGGGGGCUGAUCGGGGUGGGGCCCAAAGGGCUUUAUUUCUAACAAGCCCUGGCUGGCGGCCCCCGGCCCCCUUGAUUCCUGGAACUUGGUGUUCCUUGCCCCCUUACUGGCUUGGGAGGUGGGGGAGUGACCUCAGGCUGGUUAAAGGGAGCAUCUGAACGCCCCACCUGAGUUGCUGCAUGACGUAGUGUUUAGGGUUCUCCAUAGUGGGGGGCUGGGUCCAAAGGAUAGUGGGGACAGUAGGAGCGGGGAGCCAGGACUCCUGGGUUUGGUCCCCAGCUGUGGGAGGGGAGCAGGGUCUAGUGAUGGGGGCGCGGGAGGGCUGAGAACCAGGACUCCUGGUUUCUGUCCUCAGCUGUGAGAGGGGAGUGGGGUUUAGUGAUUGGGGGGGUGGCGGCUAGGAGUCAGGACUCUGGUUCUGUCCCCAGCUGCGGGAGGGGAGUGAGGGGAAAGGGGGGGGGGCGGGUGGCAGGACUCCUGGGUCGCAACCCCAGCUGCACCUUGGCCUGGGCCCAGUCACGUCACCUCUGUGCCUCAGUUUCCCCAUCUGAAAAAUGGGUUUCACACUUACCUACCUCACUGGGAGAGGGAGGAGGCGAAGCCAUUUCUGAAGCGUCCAAGAAACAGCUCUUCCCCUGACAGGGUGCAGCGCCCCCUUUCCCUGCCCCCUACCCCUCCAUGGGGCCUGCAGACCCUGGGCUUUGCAGGCAGGGUGGGGGGAACCUCCUGUUCCAGCCCAGCUGACCUGAAACUCCCACGCGGCGUGUGUUGGUGAUAGAUUUCACCCCACCCCGAUUCAGCCGCCCCUGCUCCCCACAGCCCCCUCAGGGCUUACGGUCGGUCCUGCCAAGGCAGAGGGUGGCCGGAUGCCUGGGUUCUUCCGGGCGGGGGGAGGGUGCGAACACUGUUACACCUGCUGAACUGUGUAUCACCUGGGGGGGCUCUGCACUGGAAGAGGGGAUGGGACUGGAAAAGUGGGGUGACUCGUUUGCACCCCUGUGGGCUAGCCCUACAGCUGAUCCCAGGAUGGGGGGGGUGGAUUGGUGCUAGGGGCACAAGGUGCAAAGCUGGGGGUGGGAGACCCCCAUCGGGGAAUGUGCCCAGCUCUGGGGGAGGGUGGGGACCCAGGGGGUUCUCAGCCCCCCUCCGGGGGUGGAGCUCAGCUGGGUGUGUUUGUGUCAGGUUUUUGGAGGGGGAGGCAGGGGGAGAGAAAUUCCCCUUUUAAAAACAAGUAGGGAAAAAAACAUGGUUGGAAUAAAGAUUUUUCUAAAAGA